This is a messenger RNA of Vitis riparia (riverbank grape), 984 nucleotides long. RefSeq lists its product as uncharacterized. The coding region runs from base 64 to 624 and encodes 186 amino acids. The transcript is spliced from 3 exons. Lineage: Eukaryota; Viridiplantae; Streptophyta; Magnoliopsida; Vitales; Vitaceae. The record is from RefSeq and is a predicted model, not a curated record.
CUUUAACUCUCUGCCAAACUUCAGCUAAAUUUUUGGCUUGUUUGGUGCAUCAGAGCUGUGCCCAUGGCUUCUAAUUUUGGUUUGAUGUCCCUGGCAGUCCUGGCUCUUACACUUGCUGUUUGUGUGCAAGGUUCUCUAGGAGGAAUAACAUGUGAGAAUCUGAACAAGGACACAUGCGCCUACGCGGUGUCAUCAUCCGGUAAGCGCUGUGUGCUUGAGAAGCAUGUGAGGAGGAGCGGAGAGGAAGCAUAUGUGUGCAGGACGUCGGAGAUUGAGGCUGACAAGGUGAAGGACUGGGUGGAGAGCGACCAGUGCAUUGAAGCCUGUGGGGUUGAUAGGAAAUCGCUCGGGAUUUCAUCGGAUUCUCUCCUGGAGUGUGGGUUCACCCAUAAGCUUUGCUCUUCUCAAUGCUAUAACAGCUGCCCCAACAUUGUUGAUCUCUACUUCAAUCUCGCUGCCGGUGAAGGUGUAUUUCUUCCAACACUGUGUGAAGCACAAAGGAGAGAUGCGAGGAGAGAAAUGGCAGAGAUCCGAAGUUCUGGUUUUGUGGCACCAGGGCCAGUAUCAGGGGUCAAUCCUGUGAAGUUCGGGGUUGCCCCUGCAGUGGCCCCUGCUUCAUCAUAGAUUUUUAUAUGAAGUAUACAGUUAGAAACUUAAUACACAUGAAGGAUUGGAAGUCAGUUAGUUGCUGCCAUAAUAAAAGGUUUGAAUCAAAGUAUUAGAUGCCGGGCUUGAAGGGGGCUAUAUAUCACUUUGGUGUGUUCAACUCUCAAGUCAUGUACUGAGUGCGCGUAGAACAGGAUAGGUAUACAUUUCACGAAACCAUUCUAGUCAAUAAGGUGAUCCUCGUACUUCAUUCACCAUGAUUGAAACAUGUUUUGUUAUUCACACAAGGUUAUUACUUAUGGUUGGUACACUCUAUGGAUUGUAAUGGUUUCGAGAGAUGAAAUAAAAAUAAGUACUUGGAUUGCAUUUGUCACUCAA